AUGAGAUAUAUAUAUCUGCAUGUGUACAUUACCCGUUGUUCCACGUUUUUCUACUUCAGUUUCUCUCAACUUCCUCGGGCUUUUCAACCACCGCAGGGACUUUUUAUCAUGGAUGACAAGUCUUGCACUAGGUGUCCUAAACCGACGUUCAAAUGUUGGAAGAAGGGAACCGGAAAAGGAUGGGUGCGUUCUGAACGGGCAGCACCACAUGGUGAGGGAUCCGUGUUGCCUUCGGCCGAUUAUGAUAUGUGCAUCAUAAACGCUGAAGCAACAAAAAUACGCGACUGUUCAAGAUGUCGCGCGCAGUUCACUGCAACUUUCGGGAUUCCUGAUCUUUGGUGGAAGGGGUAUUGCAAAGGUGCCAAUGGUUUCUUCGGCCAGGAAAUGAUCAUGGACGACGAGGGCAAUACUACAGGACUGAAUACAUGGGCGCGACUUCAAGCCAAAUUGACCAACAGACAUCAUGAUCCUGGUUACGAGUGGUUCAAACUCAACAUCUUCACACGAUGGAUCAAAUCAACACGCCAAACGAUUUUGAUCAUCUUCGACUUCAAACCGCCGGCGCCAAGCUGUGUUGGGCGAGUGCCGGCCGGUGAGCCGGACGCAUUGUCUGGUGUCCCUGAUGAAAAUGGUUACAUUAGUCCCUACUCGGUAUAUAUCCCUGUGCUGGAAAAGUUGGUUACACUCCAAGAUGCUGCCGUAUGGUCAGUACGCGACACAGUGAGGGAGAUUGAAAAAGAGAGGGACGGCCCGUCAAAACCAAAACCGACGCCUAAUUACCGCCAUUUGCACGAAACAGCACGGCAUGCGAUUCACGUUUGUGAGACGCUAGAUUUAGCUGUCAAGGCAGCGAGGCAAAUCAUGGCGCAGCAUGAGGCACUGAAGGCGGACUUGGACUUGUGCGAGGAACUCCCUGAUGCUGCCUGGACGAGGGCUUGGAAGCACACCAACGGCCGCCUGUUGUUCUUCGAAGGGAUGAUUGGUAGCCUCCAGGAGCGGUCAGCCUCAAACAAAGCGCGGCUUCUCAACGAAAUUGCACUCGCAUUCAACAUGGUUGCUCAGUUCGACUCAGGCAUAUCGGUCGCCAUUGGCCGCGCCGCUCAAAAAGACAGCUCAGCGAUGAAAACAGUCGCCUUCCUUACCUUGCUCUUUCUACCAGCUACUUUUGUAUCUGCGAUCUUUAGCACUACGUUCUUUGAGUUCAAGUCUGAAUCCGAGUGGGUUGUUUCUGAGAAGUUUUGGGUAUAUUGGGUUGUAGCCAUUCCUAUCACUGUCAUUACGGCUCUGCUGUGGUUCUACUGGCAGAGGAUAUUCCCUCCCAAAAAAUUUGGCGAUAUGCGAUUUCAAGAACACUAUGAGGCAAGAUCACGGGUGAGUACAAUGGCCUUGCAGCUUUCACCAUUUAGUGGCGAACGAGAGCGCUCCGCAGUAUAG
This is a messenger RNA of Colletotrichum truncatum, 1434 nucleotides long. RefSeq lists its product as uncharacterized. The record is from RefSeq and is a predicted model, not a curated record. NCBI's taxonomy places the organism in Eukaryota, Fungi, Ascomycota, Sordariomycetes, Glomerellales, Glomerellaceae.